Syngnathus acus (greater pipefish) is the source of this 4344-nucleotide messenger RNA. Its product is annotated as zinc finger protein 319. The record is from RefSeq and is a predicted model, not a curated record. Bases 1283 to 3049 code for a protein of 588 amino acids. Lineage: Eukaryota; Metazoa; Chordata; Actinopteri; Syngnathiformes; Syngnathidae. The transcript has 2 exons.
GUGCUGUCCCCUCGCCAGUGACGGCUCAGUUGAUUACUUACAACACUGCCCCCUAGCGUUGUGCUGCUGUAAAAGCGACAUUUGUGAUUUCUUUCCACUUCCUCGUCGUCUUUGUGCUCGUUUUUAAGGAUGGCGUCGAGUUCCUACCGCAUCCCUUCUACCGCCGGUCCUCCGACACCUACUUACACCGAACCUUGCCGGCUCCGGUCCAAAGACAGCAGUGAGAAACCUCAAUAAGCGACCCGGGUACGUUUUGACGAAUGCGUGUUUGCAGAGUGUGACCUUUGCAGAUGUGAGAGGCUAAGGCUGCGAGAGGGGAGUUUUACCCGCGGUUUGGCGGAGGCCUACUUUAGAUUCGGGGUCAGCUCUCCAUGGAGGCUUUCAUCUAUCGUUGGACCAGGCAAUCUAGUGGCCUUUCAUAAAAUGCUCGUGCAAAGCGGCGAUUGUAUUUCAGCGUCUUCUGUUGCACUUUUGUCAUUGUUGAAUAAUUUGUUACAAAACAGAAAGCGGUAGUUAUUUGAAAAUAGCAAUAGCCAAAUAAUUGCAAAGGAGGUCCACUUGUUUAGUAACGUAAAGGCUGCAGACCAGCGGCUAGCUGUUAGCUGCCGCAGCUACGAGCUACGGCUACGGCUUCAAAAUGGUGCAGAUUUCCAUUCCAAAUCGUGACCAGGUUUGCAUGGAAGGUUUGCUAGUACAUGUAGCUGUGGAGUACCAAGUGCACGUAAGUUACACGUUCGGCGAACUCGCCCGUAUAUUGUGGUGCAUGAUUUCAUUCAGGAAAUAGACUAAGCCCGGCUUGGUCACAAAACGCUAUUAUUUGAUAGCCGCAUUUUAGCGACAUUCCUGCAAUGCAUAUAUUUAUAAUUCGGUGUCCUUUCAUACCAUUGAUUAUAAUCUAAUAUCGCUGUGUUGUGGUUCCCAAAAGUCUAUUUUGUUAACGUUAAUUUGUAACAUGUGUUUAGAAAAUCUGACUGAAAGGGCUUGGAGCCUUCGACUUUCUUAUUUAGGUGCUUUACUUUUUGUAGACUAGAAUUGUCUACUUAUUCAUGCAUGCAUAGUCUAUUAGCCUACUUCUAUGCAACAUAAUGGUCAGUUAAUCAAUCUGCAUCACACAUCCUAAUUCUGUGAUUGUUUUGUCUGCCUCCAGGUCUUCAUGUUUAUUUCUAAGAACGUGUGUAACCAACAGAGAGCCCACCUUCCUGAUACUGUGUCAUAAACACCAGUCUGCUCUGUGUGUCAUUUCAAAACUCACCUCCUAAACUCUGAAUAUUCAAGUGCAAGAAUGACGGAGGCGUGGCAACAGCAGCAGCAGCACACAGUGGCUCCACCUUCUGUAGUGCACACACUUCCCCAGACAACGGACGCGCUGGCCUGCACCGUGUACGGCGUUGUCCUGCAACCGGAUUCUUCUCUGCAACAGCAGCAACAGCUGGGCCAGCAGCAGCAUGUUGUGCAAGCACAGCAGCCCUCCAUGCAGCUAGGUGGCGAAAGAGUGCAUAAGUGUGGCGCCUGCGGACACGACAUCUCUCACUUGGCCAACCCCCACGAGCAUCAAUGCAUGGUGACCCAGGACAGGUCUUUCCAGUGCACACAGUGCAUGAAGAUCUUCAGCCAAGCCACGGACCUGCUGGAGCAUCAGUGCGUGCAGGUGGAACAGAAGCCUUUUGUUUGCGGCGUGUGUAAGAUGGGCUUUUCCUUGCUCACUUCUUUGGCCCAGCAUCACAACUCCCACGGCAAUGGAAACAACCCAAUGAAGUGCUCCAUUUGCGAGAAAACGUACCGUCCCGGAUCCGGAAACGUCACUCCCACCUCGUCGGCGGCCAAUCCGCAGCAGCCCUCCACCGGAGAGACAUCUGGUGGCGGUGCGGCAAUCAGUGCCUCAUCCCCACCAGCUUUUGAGGCCUCUGCCCCCGAUAGGCCGUACAAGUGCUCAGUGUGCCAUAAGUCCUUCCGGCAUUUGUCCGAGCUGACCCGCCACGAGAGGGUCCACACAGGUGAGAAGCCGUACAAAUGCGAUACAUGCGAUAAAAGCUUCAGCCAGUCUUCGCAUUUGGCUCACCACCAGCGCACACACAGCUCCGAGCGGCCAUACAAGUGCGCUGUGUGCGAGAAGAGCUUUAAGCACCGCUCUCACCUCGUGCGCCACAUGUACGCCCAUUCGGGCGAGCACCUAUUCAAGUGCAACCUGUGCGAGAUGCACUUUAAGGAGUCGUCGGAGCUCCUGCACCAUCAAUGCCAGCCGGAAGGAGAAAGGCCUUUCCGAUGCGGCUCGUGUGGAAAGAGCUUCAAGCGGCCGUCGGACCUGCGGCAGCACGAGCGCACUCAUUCCGAGGAGCGACCCUUUCAGUGCGAGGAAUGCCAGAUGAGCUUCAAGCAGCAGUACGCUCUCGUACGCCACCGGCGCACCCAUAAGAAUCCGGCCGACCGCCCUUUCAAGUGUAAUCUUUGUGAUAAAGGCUUCCUGCAGCCCUCCCACCUGCUUUACCAUCAGCAGGUGCAUGGCAUGGAAAGCUUGUUUAAGUGCGCAUCUUGCCAGAAGUCCUUUAGCCAAUCCGGAGAGCUGUUGAGGCACAAAUGUGGAGGGGAAGUUGAGAAGCCCUACAAGUGUGACGUGUGCGGCAAAGGUUACAAAAAGAACUCCACGCUGCAACGCCACCAAAACACUCACUGCGCAGAGAAGCCGCUGAAAUGCUCUCUGUGUGACAAGCGCUUUGUGUCAUCCUCAGAGUUUGUCCAGCACCGCUGCGACCCGACCCGCGAGAAACCGCUGAAAUGUCCCGACUGUGAGAAACGCUUCAGGUACUCGUCCGAGUUGCAGCGCCACCGUCGCGUCCACACAGGGGAGAAACCUUUCAAGUGCGCCAGCUGUGACAAGAGCUUCAAGCAACGCGAGCACUUGGCCAAGCAUCAGAGCGUGCACUCGCGGGAGACACAGUUUAAAUGCGUGUGGUGCGGCGAGCGCUUUGUCGACCUCGCCGCUCUGCAGGAACACACGGUCCAACACACCGCCGAAGGGGAGAGCUUCCCCGAAGCGCCCUGUAUACCGUGACCGCCGUGAUUCAGCAACCCCGGACAGUAAAUAGAGCAACAUGUCAUCGCCGCCUCCACGUUCAAACUUGGUUGCUUCAAACACGCGCCCGUAAACGAAGAUUCCUCAUGUCUUGUACAGCGUCCAUCGUGUGAAGACUCCAUUAUCCUUCCGUGACUAAAAGGUGAAACUCUGGGCCAGAGAAUGAUUCUUCAGUAACUGUUGUUGUAAAGAGCAAAAACAAAGCAAAAAGUAAAAGGUGGAGAGAUCGUGCUGAUCAGCCCUAAUGUUGCAUGUGAUGUGAUUGCAUUUGUUUUUUUGUUUUUUUUACUGUUUACUCUUGCAAGCUGGACAGCAAGACAGCUGUCAAAUGCGCCCUCAUGUAUUUUACGCCCCAUGUCCGUGUGCCUUUUUUUAACAGAUCUCGUUUUAUUGAGUAAUAGCCGAGCGACUCCCUCCCAUCCACGCACAGUGUCCGCCCUGUGCAGCAGUCUGUUCACAUACUCGACCUUAGAUAGUAUCUUCUGUGCAUGAAUAUUUAUCACUCUUAAUCUCACUAUUGUAUUAUAGGUUUUUUUAUUUAGAUAAAAAAAACAACAAGAAAAAAGGUGAAUUUGUGAAGUGUAUAGCCCAAGUCCUAUUAAACGUGAUGUUGCAUCAAUGUAUUCAAACAAAUGACAUUUGGUAACUAAUAAAUACCUAUUAUGUCAUGAGAACACUUGACAUGUGCAAUAGAAAUGCACAAUGUAAUAUUUAUAACUACUGAUUCAUCGCAUAGUCUACCCUAUUAUUAUAGAUUGUGUGUAUGCGCUCAUGUAAACAUUGAAAAAAAUGUGUAGUGCUUCUGUUACGUUUUAUUUUUACUAUUGAUAAGCUUGCUGAUAUUUUGCAAGGACUGAAGUUUCCAUUUGAAUUAUUAUGUUUAUUCUGAUGAACUAUCAUUAUAUUGUUCACGUGUAAGUAAUUCGCAAAUUACUCUGUGGUAGAUGAAAAUAAUCCUCCCAGGAUUCCUCAGCUAUACUUGAGUAUACUUGACUCCACACAGCCUCAAGCUGCAACAUGUGUUUUGUUCUGAGGAUAAAGUGGGAAAAAUGUAUGAAAGUUCACAAUUUGAUAUUUCUAUAAAGUCAUUUUUUGCAGUAUAUUUGAAGAAGCAUUUGAGAAAUUGAGCUGACAUGGACAAAGGGACUGGCAGAGGGUGAUCAUGUCAUAAUUUGGUAAAGAAUUUUAAAAAGGUAUCAUUUAGACUCCUGUUCAUAGUGUACACAGACAAAAAAAAAAUAAACCACAUUGUGGAAUAUCAAAGUGUAUACAGA